This is a messenger RNA of Cylicocyclus nassatus, 1740 nucleotides long. The record is from the annotation of a GenBank genome assembly. Lineage: Eukaryota; Metazoa; Nematoda; Chromadorea; Rhabditida; Strongylidae.
AUGCGGUAUACUGGAUCAUAUGUCCCGAUGACGUACCGUCGGAAGGUCAGAAAGAAGAGUGUUCGAACGUGUGGCCAUGGCUCGAGCAAGCCGAGAUCACGGAAAGACGACCAAGGACGUGCUGAACGUGCAGAGAAGCGCGCUCGCAUGAAAGCCCACCUGGACCGUCAGGCUGCUGGUGUAUUACCUGAUGAUGACGACGGUCACCUCAUCUUCAAAAAGAACGAUGUCUUGAAUGGAAGAUGGGAACUUCGCGAAGAACUGGGGGAAGGAACAUUUGGAAGGGUGGUGAAGACUUACGACAAACAGAGGGACAAGAUGCGAGCAGUGAAAAUCGUUCGGAAUGUGCAUAAGUAUCGUGAUGCCGCAUAUUUGGAAAUCAAGGUGCUGACAAAGCUGAAACAACUCGAUCCUAGUGGAGCUCACAAAAUCAUUCAACUUGUGGAACAUUUCGACUACCAUGGACACUGCUGUCUUGUAUUCAAGCUCUAUGGCCUUAGCGUGUUCGAUUUUCAGAGGAAGUAUAACUUCCGACCGUACCACAUAGAGGAUACGCGACAUAUUAUGUAUCAGAUCUGCUAUGCUGUAAAGUUUUUACAUGACAACAAGUUGACACAUACAGAUCUCAAACCAGAAAACGUAUUGUUUGUCUGCGAUGAUUCAUACACCGAAAAAGUUGGAAAUAUGACAUUUCACCGGCCAAAAAAUACCAACGUUCGACUGAUUGACUUGGGUUCAGCAACGUUUAACAAUGAACACCACUCCGCAAUCAUUUCCACUCGUCAUUACCGAGCUCCUGAAGUUAUCUUGGAUCUCGGCUGGUGGCAGCCAUGCGACACGUGGUCCCUUGGCUGCAUUCUGUAUGAACUCCAUCGUGGCGCUACAUUAUUUCGUACUCACAGCAAUCGCGAGCAUUUGGCGAUGAUGGAACGCGUUUGCGGCCAUAUUCCUCUACGAAUGAUUCGCAAAACAAGGACUAAAUACUUUCACAAUGAUGUGUUGGACGUGACAGGAACUGAUGAAAAUUUUAUCCGAGAUACUUGCGCCAAUUUAAUCAGGAAAAUUGAGGAUUCGGACACGGAAGAACGUGAGCUGUUUGAACUUAUGCAUGCGAUGAUGCAGUUUGAGCCAGCUGCUCGCAUCACCAUGUCUGAAGCUUUGCAAAGUGCUUUCUUUGAUCGGCUCCCUGAAAAUAAAAGAAUACCAGGGUUACGUGCGUCGUGUACGCCGAGAAGACCAGGUAUAACGGACCCUUUGCAUCGUAGCGUGCGUGGUCACACUGUAGAUUUGACCGGAGAGGGAGAAGCAGAUUGAAGACACGUCGUAUUUUGACUUUUCUACCUCCCCUCUGGCUUCGAACGAUUAUUUUGAAUUCAGGGUGCUCUACAUGCUAUAAUUUGUAUUGUAUCUAGGGUUGCAGAUUGGACUUGUUGUUCUUCUUGAUCAUGAUUCGGGUCUUUCCAAACCACAAUUUCAUGUUUUAUAGCAUAUUAAGUGAAUGCUCCAUCUAAUUUGCGAAUGUGAUUUUAUAAGUGUUUUAUUUGAAUGUCGUCAUAUUUUGUUCGUAAUUAUCGGGGAUUAUAUGCUUUUUGCGGAUUGGACAGAAUGACUUUUUCUGUAAAAGAUUGCUCGUUUUAAUGCGUUGUGUGUAUUGUAUUGUCUUGUAAUGCCCAUAUUUGAUCGCUGUAGAUUGUAAUAUUAGUGUUCGGAUGCCGCAUAGAAAGUAAAAAUCUGUACCAG